Pistacia vera is the source of this 2353-nucleotide messenger RNA. Its product is annotated as protein WHAT'S THIS FACTOR 1 homolog, chloroplastic. Gene Ontology annotation, molecular function: RNA binding. The coding region runs from base 142 to 1335 and encodes 397 amino acids. The transcript is spliced from 2 exons. Lineage: Eukaryota; Viridiplantae; Streptophyta; Magnoliopsida; Sapindales; Anacardiaceae. The record is from RefSeq and is a predicted model, not a curated record.
GUCAGUAAAUCUAACGAUUAUCGCCUUUGCAUCAUAUUUUGGCGCCCAACGCCUGAUUUCCGUUGAUUUUCUUCACCUACACUGUAUAUUAUCCCCGACACAGAAACUCCCACUCAACUGAAUAAUCGAAACUUGAUAUUCAUGGCUUGGCGGCUCUUUAUGAAGAAAACCCUAACCCUAAUCGUAACGCCUUCCUUUCCAAACCCUAAUUCAUUUAAAAUCUCCCCCUUCUCCACCUCGUUUCUCGUCACCAAACUCCCCAAAAAGCUCCGAAAGAAACGAAAAAAGCCCGAUUCUCCCCGAACCAGGCCUGUCCAGCCCGACUCGGUCCGAAUCCCUCACUUCGAAUCUGUCCUGAAUCGCGAUUCUGUCUUCAGGUUCCUCAUCAAAAGCAAAGAAUUCCUCUCCAAACAGCCAGAAUGCAUCCUCCGCCUUGACGAUGCCGGCAAGCUCCACCGUGAGUUGGGCUUCCCGCGCGGCCGUAAAGUUAUCAAGUCAAUUCAACGGCAUCCACUAAUCUUUGAAGUUUAUCGCCAUACGGACAACAAAAUGUGGCUUGGAUUCACCGAAUUCGCGGAGCAGUUGCUGGAAGAUGAGAGGUCGAUCAUGGACUCUAUGGAAAUGGACAGGGUUAAUAAGGUUCGAAAAUUGUUGAUGAUUUCGAAAGAAAAGAGGAUUCCUCUGAGUAAAAUUUAUCAUAACAGGUUGUUAUUUGGAAUUCCUGAAGAUUUCAGGGACCGGGUUGCCAAAUACCCUGACUAUUUUCGAACGGUUGUUGAAAAUGAUGGCAAAAGGUUUCUUGAAUUGGUUACUUGGGAUCCGAUCUUAGCUGUGAGUGAAUUACAGAGACAGUUUAUUGUUAAUGAGGAUAAGGUUAUGAAAGCAUUUAAAUUUCCUGUCAAGUACGGGAAAGAUUUGGGUUUGGAUGAAAAUGAUAUGAGAAAGCUUAACUUGUUGAACACUUUUCCAUUGGUGUCGCCGUAUAGCGAUGGGUGGAAGUUGGACAUUUGGAGUUUGGAGGCGGAGAAGUAUAGGGUAGGGAUUGUGCAUGAGUUUUUAAGUUUGACAUUAGAGAAAAGGGCAAGUAUACAUCAUAUUGUGGAGUUCAAGGAGGAGUUUAGCUUGACUAGGCGAACAUAUGAGAUGCUUAAGAAGCAGCCUCGGACAUUUUAUUUAGCAGGUACAGAGAUGAAUUGGGCGGUGUUUUUGAAGGAUGCUUAUGAUGAGAAUGGGGGUUUGAUCGAUAAGGAUCCACAGUUGAUUUUUAAUGAGAAGCUGUUUAAGUUUGCACAAAUGCAGGAAGGGGAAGUGGUUUCUGGUGCAGGUGAGAAAUAAUGUGGACAUUGGAAUUUUCAGAGGUGAAAAGAAGGAGAUUUAGGUGAAUAAAGAUCAGUCUUCUGUUGUCACAAGUAAUUUCAACAGAGCAAUUCUGGGGCUUUGCUAACUCCUAUUUAGUUUGUUCAGAAAUGGCCCUUGAUAUUAAAACCAAAAUGAGUUCAAGUUAGAAGUAAUCUUGCCGCUCCUAUACUGUGAUCAUCCGUAUUUAUCUGCCUUUUUACUAGUGCAGUGUGAUAGCAGAAGUCACUUGCGGUUGUUGCUGAUUUUUUUAUUGUUAUGUGCAGUCAGAUCAUGUAUGGAAAGAAGUUAUCUAAGCAUUAACGAAGUUAUGGGAAUUUUUUUAAGAUCUUUGUAUUUGGAUUUGUCUCGUUUUGCUGGCAAUCAUUGAAUGUUCAACUACUUUUGGGUUCACUCACAUCCAACAUGAGGGCACAUUCGGUAGAUCCAUGACUUAAGGACAUGGUAUUUGACUCUGUUCAAGGUUUCGACUGUACUUUAAGGCGAGAACUGUCUAUUGAAUUCAGAACAGAAUAUAGAAUUCUUCGCAAAUAGUGAUAAGAUUUUGGCCUGUAUGAAAUUAAAGUUCGUUGUUCUAGUGCUAUAUAGAAAACCGUGAAAUCUUCAAAUCCUCGACAAUGCAGAAUUACCUGGUUUCUUCAGAUGCAAAACUGCAUAUUUGUGAUUUUUACUUCUUGUCCCAAACAUAUGAUGGCUACCACCCACUGAAUGGCCCCAGUUUGAACCGGUCGUUAUCUACAUACUGUAGAAGAUUAAGUUGCCACUGAAUUUAUACAUAUGGUCCUCCAAUGAAUCUGAACCUCUGGCCUCCAUUGUUUCCGGACCAGUUUCAUCUUAAUAAUAUGACAGGGUAGCUCUCACUGUCAUAUUAUUAAAGACCGGUUUCAAUAGGGAUUUUUAAAGACCACUGAGCACUGAUACGUGGCAGGAAUUGUAUCCAUCAGUCAGUUUGUGUUGUGUUAGGCAUAACUUUUGCUUAUCAUUUGUCUUGGGUGGG